Molecule: messenger RNA, 1463 nt
Organism: Pseudophryne corroboree (corroboree frog)
Lineage: Eukaryota; Metazoa; Chordata; Amphibia; Anura; Myobatrachidae
Gene: SNAPC1
Product: small nuclear RNA activating complex polypeptide 1
Exons: 10
Coding region: 155-1207 (350 amino acids)
Biological process (GO): snRNA transcription by RNA polymerase III; snRNA transcription by RNA polymerase II
Cellular component (GO): snRNA-activating protein complex
Molecular function (GO): sequence-specific DNA binding
Source: RefSeq, a predicted model, not a curated record
GGCUUAACGUUUCUCAGCCUCUUGGUUGGCUGGUUCAGCAUCUCAGCCUGCACUGUGCAGCCUUAGAAACGGCCCUGACUACUGUGCGUGAACCACAUGACUUUCUGUGUGUUCCUGUCAGUGUGGGGCUUGCUGAUGUUGAACGCCUCACAGCAUGAGUUUCCCCGGCCUGAAAGAAGACUGUGAGACCUUUCUCGGCCGCUUCCAGGCAGCAGACAGUGUACGCUAUGAGGAUUUUAUGACAGUAUGGAAAGAUCUGAAGUUCUUUACCAUAUUCCACGGUGGGAUGAGAAAUCUAGAGAGCAACAGGUUCACAAAAGAAGCAUUUUCUGUGGUCAGCGCCUACUUUCUACCACCAUACACAUUUCAGAUACGAGUGGGUGCCUUGUACCUGAUGUAUGGCUUGUACAACACACAGCUAUGUCAGCCUAAACAAAAGAUACGAAUAGCUCUGAAGGACUGGAGUGAAAUAGAAAAAUUUCAUGAGGAUCUCAUCAGCGCUCAGCAUUUAGAUGCAGUGUACGUCUUCAGACACAUGCGCCGGAGCCGGGCAUUUUAUUUCACAGCUAUGCCCAUGCUGCUGACGUUCAGGUCACAGAGGACUAUACCAACGGAUGGCGGUAAAGAAGAAUUUAAGGACAAAAGAGACAGAGUAGCCGAUCUGGUUACAACAGAAACUGUGGAGGAAAUUAUGAAUAUUCAUGAGCACUAUCAGAAAACCAAGUGUCUGAUUUCUUCUGAUAAAUCGCAGCCAGAUAAGUCUCUGAGCUUAAUAAAGGAAGAAUUUGCUGGUAACCUCCAAUCAAUAGUUGAAGAACAUCAGCGCUGGAAACAGGAAAAAAGGACACCAAGAACCAAAAAUGAGGAUGACAAAGAAGAAACUUCUCAGGAGUCAGAGGGUUCGGGCAGAGCAAAAAUGUUGGCGCAAAUCAAAUCCAAAUGUUAUACUUCAGCGACACAGUCAAUCAAAUCCAGACGGCACCGACAAGUUCAGCUGGUAUCUUCCGAGUCUGGGUCUGAUCAUGGGAGCGCAAAAGCCAGGAGGCAGAGGCUAGGCAGAGCCAGGAGGAAGGCUGCACGGGAAGCACAGAAGAAGAGAGGCAGGGCAGCUGUGACACAGAAGAAGUCUGUAAACAUGCCGGCAAUUCCUGAGGAGGAUUCCUCAUCCAGCAGUGAAGAUCUUCCCCUCCCAAAGAGAAAACGCUGAGCGAGGCAAAGAUUAUCUGCGAGAUAGUCAGGACUAAUAAAUCCUGAAUAAGUGGUGUGUGUGUGUGUGUGUGUGUGUGUGUGUGUGUGUGUGUGUGUGUGUGUGUGUAUGUUUUAUGUUUUUUUAAUACUGGUCACUGGGAGAGUGCAUUAUUUUUUUCUUAUGGUUGAUUAAAAUGCUGCGUGGUAAUAACAUUGACUACAAUACAUUUUUGAGAUUCAUACGUUUAAUAAUAAUAAAUGAAUCCUCAAUUCCA